Molecule: messenger RNA, 19704 nt
Organism: Panthera uncia (snow leopard)
Lineage: Eukaryota; Metazoa; Chordata; Mammalia; Carnivora; Felidae
Gene: ARHGAP24
Product: Rho GTPase activating protein 24
Exons: 8
Coding region: 14152-16116 (654 amino acids)
Biological process (GO): wound healing, spreading of epidermal cells; activation of GTPase activity; negative regulation of ruffle assembly
Cellular component (GO): focal adhesion
Molecular function (GO): GTPase activator activity
Source: RefSeq, a predicted model, not a curated record
UUGUGACCUAAUAUAUGAUCAUUUCUGGAGAAUGUUGCAUGUGCAUUUGAAAAGAAUGUGUAUUCUGCUGUUUUAGGAUGGAAUGUUCUGAAUAUAUCUGUUAAAUCCAUCUUAUCUAGUGUGACAUUCAAAGCUAUUGUUUCCUUGUUGAUUUUCUGUUUAGAUGAUCUGUCAAUUGAUGUAAAUGGGGUGUUUAAAGUCCCUUACUAUUAUUGUAAUAUUAUUGAUUAGUUUCUUUGUGUUUGUUAUUUUUUUUAAGUUUAUUUAUUUUGAGAGACAGUGUGCAUGAGCAGGGGAGGGGCAGAGAGAGAGGGAGAGAGAGAAUCACAGCAUGGAGCCCAGUGCAGGGCUCAGAGUCACGAACCUUGAAAUCAUGACCUGAGACAAAAUCAAGAGUCCGAUGCUUAACCGACUGAGCCACCCAUGUGCCCCAACUUUGUUUGUUAUUAACUUUUUUAUGUAUUUGGGUGCUCUGUGUUGGGUGCAUAAAUAUAUACAAUUGUUAUAUCUUCUUGUUGGAUUGUCCCCUUUAUUAUUAUAUGGUGUCCCUUCUUUAUCUCUUAUCAUAGUCUUUGUUUUAAAGUCUAUUUUGAUCGAUCUAAGUAUUGCUACUCUGGCUUUCUAUGACAUCCAUGUGCAUGAUAAAUGUUUCUCCAUGCCUUCACAUUCAAUCUUCAGAUGUCUUUAAGUCUGAAAUGAAUCUCUUAUAGGGAUAUAAGAUCUCUUAUAGGGAUAUAAGAUCCCUUAUAGGGAUAUAAGACCCAUAUAGAUGGGUCUUGUUUUCUUAUUCACUCUAUUGCCCUAUAUUUUUUGAUUGGAGCAUUUAGUCCAUUUACAUUCAAAGUAAUUAUUGAUAGAUAUGAAUUUAUUGCCAUGUUGUUACUUGUUUGGUGGUUGUUUUUGUGGUUUUUCCCAUUCGUCACUUUGAAUAUAUCAUGCCACUCCUUUUUGGCUUAGAAAGCUUCUGCUGAAAAAUCCUCUGGUAGCUUUAUGGUGUAUCCUUUGUAUACAACUGUCUUCUUCUGUCUUGCUGUUUUUAAUAUUUUUUAUUUACCAUUGUAUUUUGCCAUUUUAAUUACAAUAUGUCUUGGUGUGGAUCUGUUUUUGUUGAUUAUAUUGGGGGUUCUCUGGGCUUCAUAGAUCUGGAUAUCUGUUUACUCCCCCAGAUUAGGGAAGUUUUCAGCCGUUAUGUCUCCAAAUAAAUUCUCUGCCCCCUUUCUCUCUUCUUCUGGGGUUCCUAUAGUGCUAAUGUUAUUACAUUUGAUGGAGUCCCUGAGUUGCCUAAGUCUAUUCUUGUUUUGUGUAGUUCUUCUUUCUCUCUUUUGUUCAGCUUGAUUACUUCCCAUUACUCUGUCUCCUAGGUCAUUAAUUCAUUCCUCUGCUUCUUCCAGGCUGCUGUUCAUUCCAUCAAAUAUGUUUCUCAUUUCGUUUAUCGAGCCCUUUAUCCUGCUUUUUCAUUCCUUAUCUCUGUGUUAAUGGUCUUACUGAUAUCCUCCAUUUUUUUUCUCAAGUCCAGUGAGCAUCCUUAUGAUCACUGCUUUAAAUUCUCUAUCAAGCAUGUUACUUAUAUCUGUUUCAAAAGGCCUUGGCCUUUUCCUUUAUUUGGGAUAAAAUCCUCUGUGUUCUCAUUUUGUCUAAGUCUUUUUGCUUCUUUUUCUGUGUUAGGAAAGUCAGCUACAUUUCCUGUUCUUGAGGGUAAUGGCUUUAUGAAGAAGAGGUCCUACAGUGCCCUGCAGUGUAGUGUUCCCUGUUCCCCAGGGCCUGGUGCUUCAGGGAAUGUGUCCAAUGUGUGCUGUGUGUGCUCUGGUGUUGUGUUCUGGCUGCUUCAUUCUUCAGGCCAGUCAUUUGCAGAGGCUCUUUUUGCCUGUUGCGGGCAGUGUUUGGUCCCUGGCCUGAAUGUGGUGCAUUUUAACUGGGUGUGUGCUCUUGUCUUCUUGUGAAAUGAACCCUGUUGUCACUUGCACCAGAAAUGAAGCCUUGCAAAACACCCUCAUCAGGAGACACAGUGCUGGCAGGGGUUUGGGCUGAUCUUCUGAAGGAGGGAGUUCGACAUGCUGGGACUGAGGCAAGCUUGACUGGGAAGAGCGGUUCCACUGGAGCACAGGGUGUGGUGACGGGUCUUGUGUAAGCAACUUAGGUCGCUUCCUAAACAUCUGGUUCCUGCAGAUGGCUCUGUGUUUAUGAUAAGAGGCAAGGGAGGUGAAUGGUGCCUGCCAGUUCCUUUGUUCCUGGAGGGGUCUCUACAUGAAUGCUGCCUCUCUGUGACAAAUUCCAAGAUGAACAACUAACCUCCCCACUGUGUAACCCAGGCACUCUUCCGAUCAUUGUUUCCAUGCUGUAUGUCUGCAUGCUGUUUGCCCUGCCUUCUCACCAAAAGCAGCCCCAAUGCCUAUGGACUCUAUCCCAGCCAAGCCCUUUAAAACUCCAGGCUUUAAGCCCUGCUGAUUCAAGAACUCAUGAAAUUUGGGUUCUCUCGCUUUCUAAGUCAAUUGCAGUGGGGCUUCCUUUUACCCAUGCACUCCCCUGUGUGCCAGUGUGUCCCUCACCCUUUUCAAGUUCGCUCUCCACUGCAGUGGCCAUGAUCCAUUUCUCUCUCAAGCCUUAUCUCCACACUUCCUACCUUCUUCAGUGUGACCUCUUUUCCACCUUAAGUUGUGAAGUUUGUUCUGCCAGUCUUCAGGUUGAUGUCUGGGGCAUGUAGGAUGAUUUGGUAGUUAUCCAGUUGUAUUAAUGGAACAAGGUGAUUCUAGGGUCCUCCUACUCCACCAUCAUCUUUCUCCCUCCUCACCAUUAUCAACAUUAUUAACAUUUUAUGGAUUUCUGUAUUACAUAUUGAAAGGAGUUUAAAUUCAAAUACAAAACGAGCCCUUCCAUUUGAAUAAAGGUGAGAAAGAAGGUAUUAUAUAAAAUUAGGAAAAGAAACAAUCAUAUCUAGCUAGUUAUAUUGAGAUUCAUAUAUCAGGGUGUUCACUACAUAGACAAUAAAUGCAUUAUUCGUGUGAUUCAUUAAAUAAGUAUUUUAGGUAAGACAGAGAAAUGCUUUAUUUUAUUUAAUGCUUAGUCACUUAUAAAAAGUGACAAUGCAACUGAAUAUAUUUGUACAUGUAGAAGUUUAUUUACCAUUCUCUGCUAAAGAACCCCUUCCCUUUUUUCAAGUACAGAAUCUACUGUGGACCUCCAGUGCUCAGUUCUAACACCCUUUAUUGUUGUGUAAAGUUUCUGGCUUACAGAACAUCCUGGAGAGGCAGUCUUAGAAGAUAAAGGAAGCUGUUGGUAGAAUGGCAAGAAUGGGACUUUUCAAACCUGAGGAGUGAUAAGUGGUACAAGUGGGUUAGUUCUGGGUAGGGGGGAGGGGAAAUGCCAAAGAUAGACUGCGAAGGGCAGGGAACAUGUAUGUCUAGCAAUGAGAUUUCUCUUUCUCUCAUUUCUCUGUAUUCAACUCCCAGCAUUGAAAUAUCCCCGUGGGUCCCCCAAAGGUAUUUUGAAAGUACAUGGUCUUUGGAGUUGAAUCCUGAUUCAUCACCUGCUAGGUAUGUAAUUUGGGGCAAGCUACUUAAAUUUUUGAGACUCAAUUUUCCUCAUCUGUAACAUGAGGAUUAUGAAAUGAGAUAAAAUGAAUCUAUCUCUCAGGGCUGUUGGGAAGAUAAUAAAAAUGUAUGUAAAAUCCUUGGAAUAUAACUAAUGCUUAAUAAAUGGUAGACAUUAUUACUGAGAGUUUCUUUUUAAAAAUUUCAGCUUUGCUUUUGAUAUAAGUGAAUUACCAACUUUGUUAGACAGUAUCUUCUUCAUCUUUAAUUUUCAGCACCAAAUAGCUCUGUGACUUUGAGAAAUGUCCUUACCCUUUAUUUGAUUCAAUUUUUUCACAGAUGAAAUAAUAGGGAUAAUAUCUUGGGUAACACUGGAGCUCUGUAAGACUGUGGUGCUAUCCACUUUGUUCUUGAUCAUAAUUAAAGCAAGGUACAGGCACAUGCACUAUAUUUCAUAAUGCGGCACAGCACAGGCCUCAGCAGCAUGGACUCUGGAGGCAGUAACCUGAAUUUCUGCUUAUAGUUCCUCCACUUAACAGGGCUGAGUGAUCUGUCAAGUCACUUUGCUCUUUUAUGCCUCAGUUUCUUCCUUUUCUGGACUUCUUUGCACAAAUUAAUUUUCCAAUGGUAUUAUAGAGAGCAUCUUUCAUCCUCAAACUUCUGUUGCCUCAUAUUCUAGUGGUGCUCUACUUUCGUAAUGCUAUAAAUGGUCCUAAUAAAAGUAUUAAAUUGUUUGACCACAAGCUGGCUAACCACCAACAUUUCAUUCUCUCACCCCAAUCAAACAAAAAAAAUGUUUCUAGACUGUCAUUUUUCUUUUAGUUAUAGAGCUAUAGAAUUAUUAUAGCAAAUGUUUACUGGAAAUUUGAGGUAUUGCCACAAGAAAUUAAAUGUUAAUAAAAUCAUUGACACAGAAAAGAGAGUAUGAAGAUCUCUUAAUCAAUACUGUCUCAGUAUUUCCAUAUUCAUGAAAGGUUUGGAACACUUGGCUUCCUACAUUAACCCUCUGCUCUAGUGAACAGGAAAAAUAUUGUUUAAUGAAUAUCUUUAACUUAGUAAUAAGAUAAAGAUUUGAACUACAUGGCCACUGGCAUCUUUUCUAAUGCUGAGAUCCUAUGAUUUUUAUGUCUUUCUUGAGAAGUUUAUUGGCUAUUAAAAAUGGCAGCAUCUGCAAUGAUCCCUAGACAUGUAACUAGUGUGGGUCAAAAGGCUUUGUCCCAAGAUGCUGAGUUGCAAAUUAUAUAAAAUAUUCUUAGUAAAAAUCUUUAAGUGAUGCAAAUCUUAAAGCUUUUCUUCCCGUUAGCAGAUGUUUUCCCAUUAUUCCUCAUCCUAGGGGUGAGUUUAUCCCAGAACUUGAGAUUCAGCAACUACUGAAUAUAGAUGGAGAUAAUCUUGGUCAAAGGCAAUGAACUUCCCAGCCCAGAGAGACUUGGUAUUCAAGGAGUGCACCCUAUUAUCUACCAUCUCCACUGCCUCUUAUAUUCAUGCCACUUCUAAGUUGGUUCCACUCUAAAAUUUCAUUUUUCUAACAUUCAGGAUCACAACAGGGGGUGAUUGUUUUUAUCAUCAAAAGAAUCUCAAUUAGAUGUCAACAGAUCCCUUUAAAUACACCCCACCUUGCUUCUAAUAUAAUUGAAACCAUAACAUUCAAAACUUUCUUGAGAAGUAUAAACUUUGUUUUGUACAUCUUUUCAUUAGGAAGAAAUAGGCCUCCACUUUAGCUUCCUUUCCUAUUCUUCUUUCUCCUCAGUGACAUCAUUUGUUUUUUCUUCUCUACAGCCAGUUAACAACAUUUAUUGAUCCCCGUUGUGGGUAGAGAUGUUUAUUACCUCCACUAUUGCCUGUGCCCAUUUGUUCAUUCCUGGUCUUGCCCUCUCUCUCAAGAUGUUGCAAUAGCCCUCUUCAUAACAGAUUGUUUGCCAUUAUACAGAUUCUUUUUUGUUGUUGUUUUAAUGGGGAAUGCCAUGGGACUUGUGGAAGAAAGUAGUUAUCAGAAGAAAUAUUUUGAGAACCACUCUUGAGCCAGUUUGAAAAGUUGUGCAGCUAAGGAGGCUGUCUUGAGGGCUUAUGAAUUCAGUUUUUGAUGUCCUUCCUUUAUACUGUGCUUUAUGAAUAAAUAUUGGAAUGAAUUGAUGGUAAUAUGUCUUUAUAUUAUGUUAUUAUUUAUACUUCCUAGCAGGAAAAGCUACGGAGCUCAUUUUAAAAUCAGUGAUAAUCAAUAUAACACCAAAGUUGCAAAAUUUAGAGCAGAUUAACAUAUAAUGACAAUUCCUUAGAUUCUCAGUUUACGUGCCAUUUCAACAUCCACUAUCUGGGUGGGAUCUCAUUUGACAGGUAAGGAAAUUGAGACCUAGGGAGGGAAGUGAUUUGCCCAGGAUUGCUCAGUUGGUAAGUGGCAGAGUUCACCACCAAAAUUUAAAACCAAAAAUAUAUGGCUAUGACUUAACUAUUGAAAAGUAAAAUGCUCGAUUUAUGUGGAUUUGGUCUUGCUAUUUCUCCAGGUGCUCAAGUGUUAUUUUAGCAAGCAAACAGAUAAAGUAGUAGCAAGUGAAUGAAUCUUAGGCUGUGUUCAAAUAUUCUUGACAGGCGUCAAGCCUUCUAUCUACACCAAGGACCCAAGUCUGCCAUUUAAUGAACAGGAUGAUGUUUGUUUAUUUUCUUUAAGCCUGAGUUCUCCACCAACUGGCUCCUAGGUCAGAAAGAUAUAUGAAACACAAACAAAAGUGCAAGUAAGGCCUAUCAUCAGCAAUGCAAUCUCACCCCCUGGUACCCUGCUCACCUUAAAGGAAUUUAUAUUGACAUUACGGAAGAGAACUCCCUAAAUUAUGUGCUAAAUCAAGAUCACAUUUUAGAAGACAAUAGAUUUUCCUGGUCACAUAAAGAUUUUAGCUUACCAUUCUGCUUCUUGAAAUAAGCACUUAUCCCCAAAUUAUUACGAUAUUGUCAUGAAUGUAUAUCAGGCUGUUUAUAUUUGCACCAUAUCCAUUCUCUAUAUUUGAGGUUAUACACAUACCUGCCAUUUCCUCUAUCUCCUUUUUAAAUAUUUUAAAAAUGAGUGAGACUAUUCUACAUUUUCCAUACGUUAUAAUAGUAGAGCAUCUAGAAUUUUUUUAUGUGUGCUCAUGAAUAUUUUUAAUGCAAAUGGUGAGAGUUAUGGUGAUAAAAGCUCUGGAGACUGAAUUUUUCCAAGUACAGAGAUUGUAAACAUGGUGAAUUUGCUUUAUCAAGAAAUAUUCCCAAACAUGCUGAUUUUUUCUUUUCUUGUCUUUUCUUCCUUCCUUCCUUCCUUCUUUCCUUCCUUCCUUCCUUCCUUCCUUCCUUCCUUCCCUUCUUCUACAUGGUAGUAAUGGCCCUUGUAAGACAUUAUAAAAUGGAAAAAGAUCAGGAAGAAAAUAAACUUACUAUAAUCUCAGUAUCUAGAGAUUAAAACUUCAGGUUUUUCUGUAUUAUUAAAUAUAUAAUAUAAAAUUCAGAUAACAUUAUAUACACUGUUUUCUAAUAUACUUUACUCAUUAAAUGUACCAUAAAGCAUUUAAAAGCUCCUAAAUAGUGCUCUAAGUUUCAGUUAUUAUUCUACUAUGACAUAUCUUGAGAAAGAAGAACAAAGCUGGAGGGAUCACAAUUCCAGAUUUCAAGAUAUACUGCAAAGCUAUAGUAAUCAAAACAGUAUGGUACUGGCACAAAAAUAAAAACAGAUCAGUGGAACAAAAUAGGCAGUUCAGAAAUAAACCCUUGCUUAUAUGGUCAAUUAAUCUACAACAAAGGAAAUAAGAAUAUACAGUGGGGAAAAGAUAGUCUUUUCAAUAAAUGGUAUUGGGGAAAAAUGGACAUCUCUAUGCAAAAUAAUGAAACUGGAUCACUUUCUUACACCAUACUCAAAAUUAAACUGAAAAAAGAUUAAAGACCUAAAUAUAAGACUGAAAACCAUAAAACUUCUGAAAGAAAACAUGGACAGUAAACUCUUGGACAUCAGUCUCAGUAAUAUUUUUUUGGAUCUGUCUCCUCAGGCAAGGGAAGCAAAAGCAAAAAUAAACAAUUGAGACUACAUCAAAAUAAAAAGCUUCUGCACAGUGAAGGAAACCAUCAACAAAAGAAAAAAAAAAACAACCUACUGAAUAGGAAGAGAUAUUUACAAAUGUUAUAUCCAUAAGAGGCUAAUAUCCAAAAUAUACAAAGAACUUAAAUAACUCAACACCAAAAUACCAAACAGUCUGAUUAAAUAAAGGGCAGAGGACCUGAAUAGAGAUUUUUUUCCAAAGAAGACCUACAGAUGGCCAAUAGACACAUGGAAAGAUGCUCAACAUCACUAAUCAUGAGGGAAUUACAAAUCAGAACCAUAAUGAGAUAUCACCUCACACCUGUCAGAAUGGCUAGAAAAAGACAAGAAAUAACAAGUGUUGGCAAAGAUGUGAAGAAAAGGGAACCUUGUGCAUUGUUGGUGGGAAUGCAAAAUACUAUAGCCACUACAGAAAUGCAUAUGGAGGUUCCCCCCAAAUUAAAAAUAGGACUACUAUAUGAUCCAGCAAUUUUACUUCUGCAUAUUUAUCUGAAGAAAAUGAGAAUACUAAUCCAAAAGGACAGGUGCACUCCAAUGUUAACUGCAACUUUAUUUGUAACAGCAAAGAUUUGGAGGCAACCUGUGUCCACCAGUAGAUGAACGAAUGGAUAAAGAAGAUGUUAAUACACACACACACACGCAUGCACGCGUACACGCACACAAGAAUAUUACAUGGCCAGGAAAAAUAUUAUGUAGCCAUUUGCAAUAGCAUGGAUGUAUCUAGAGGGUGUAAAUGCUAAGUGAAAUAAGUCAGACAGACAAAAACAAAUACCAUGUGAUUCUACUUAUAUGUGGAAUCUAAAAAACAGACAAACAAGCAGAAACAGACUCAUGAAUGCAAACAAACUGGUGAUUGACAGAGGGGAGGGAAUUGGGGGACUGAGCAAAAAAGGUAAAGGGGAUGAAAAGACUUCCAGUAUGGGCACCUGGGUGGCUCAGUAGAUUAAGCGUCCAACUUCAGCUCAGGUCAUGAUCUUGUAGUCUGUGGGUUUGAGCCCCGCAUUGGGCUCUGAGCUGACAGGUUUGGAUUCUGCUUUGGAUUCUGUGUCUCCCUCUCUUUCUGCCCCUCUCCCACUCACACUUUGUCUCUCUCUCAAAAAAUAUUUUUUUUUAAUUAAAAAAAAUGUAUAGAGUUAAAAAAAUACUUUCAGUUAUAAAAUAUAAUAAGUCAUGGGGAGGUAGAGCAGGGCAUGGGAAUGUAGUAAAUAAUGAUGUAAUAACUAAACAAAUGAUAGCAACUAAAAACACUCAGGAAUUCCUUCCCCUGUGUUCAUAAAGGGAUAAUUUCCAGGGUUUUUCCCUCUUUAUGCAUUCUUGUAAGUAUUUCUUUUUCAAAAACUUCUUGAAUGUAUUUAGGAAAGCUUUCAGCAAAACCAAGGCAGUGAUUCAUCACAUCUUAGAGUAGAAAAGGCAUUAAUAGGUACAUCUUUUUGCAUCCAGGAAAAAUUACCAUUCAAUAAAAAAAAUUAUGUUUAAAAAUAUAGUAAAUUAGGAAGUGUUCAAUUUCAUGAUUUUAACUAUAUUUGGAGUAAGAGACUUCACAUACAUAUCUUUAAGCAUCCACACAAAAUGCUUGAAAUGCUAAAAACUUAUACCUUUCAGAUUACUCUAAAUUUUUCCCAAAGCGACCUUUAUUGUUUUAACAGUAAUUACUCCCAUGGCUAAUAGGUAUUAUCAUGUGGGGUUGUUUCUAAGGCCUAAGGAAAGGAAUCGAAUUAAAGGGAGUGAAAGGGAAAAAUGUGUUAGAAAAAUACUUUUUCUCUUUGGUUGCAAAUUGGAAACAACUCCAUCCUGCUCAUCCAUGAACCCAGUUCCCUCCAGUAGGAGGGAUUCUAUGGAUUUCAAGCCAGACCUCCUUGAGUAUGAAGGUAAACACUGCCACUAGACACAUCAGGAAGAUGUCAUUUUCUUUUUCUUUCUUUCUUUCUUUCUUUCUUUCUUUCUUUCUUUCUUUCUUUUCUUUUCUUUUCUUUUUGUGAGAGAGAUACAGACACAGAGAGAGAGAGGGAGGGAAAGGGGCAGAGGGAGAAGGAGACAAAAUCUUAAGCAGACUCCACACAAAACACAGGGUUCAAUCUCAUGACUGCGAGAUCAUGACCUGAGCUGAAAUCAAGAGUCAGAUGCUAAACUGACUGAGCCACCCAGGAACCCCAGAGAGAUGUCAUUAUUAGGCAAGGCAACAGGAACCAAACAAAAAACCAGAACAUCUUAUUUACUUUCUUCACCUAUUACUAAUGUUGACCCCUGUUUCCAAAUGCCUUCUUCUUCAUACAUUUGAACUUUAACCAAGUUUCUUUUCAAGAUGUGCUUCUGAAACAAGGAUUUCAAAAUUUAAAUAAAGAAAUGAAAGUUCUUAGAUCAAGAAAGUGAGGAGGCAAUGUGCUUUUAUUUCCUCCUGUGGAAUUACACUCAGGCAAACACUACCUGUGGUGUUUGAAAAGCAAAAUACCUUAAUGCGACAAAUUUAUAAUUCAAAGAAAGUGCCAAAAACUGUUUUCAUUUGUAUUAUUUAUGACAUGAGAGAUAAUUGAAAGCUUGCUUCAAUAGUUUCUUUUCUUUCUUUUUAAAAAAAAUAUUUUUGACUGGCUGUUCAUCCUUUUUUUCAUUCAGAAAUAAGAUGGGUUUGGGAAUGAGACAAAGCAGCCUUUUUACUUUACCAAAUGUUGUAUUUGUCAUUAUCAGCUUCCCAAUAGAUUCACUCCUUUAUUUCACUUCCUCUUUAGUUAAAUAUGAUUCCAUGAGAACAAGGGGGUUGUAGUGAGUGCCAAAAUGUAUAUUGUAAGCAAAAGUAGCAAGGAAAUGAGCAAGUAACUGAAGGUCCCUGGUCUACUUUUACGUGGGUUGAUCGGUUGUGUAGGAUGCUGUGGUUUUGUUUUUUCCAUUCAGAAUUUAACUUGAAAAAUUGAUAUUAAAGUACCUGCAUUUAUUCCCUUUUUCCACUAUGUAUUUUGACUUAUUACUAACUUAGUGGCCCAGUUAUACUUUUCUCUUUAAUAAAAAUAUCUGAGACAAACUGAUUCUAUCUGCAAGACUGCCAGACGAAUCGUUUUCUUUCUAAAACUAGAUUUAGGAAGAAGGAGAAGGCUAGUUUUAUGAAGGCAUUUUGGAUGGGUGCACUUUGCAGAUGGCAAUGUUAAAAGCAGAGGUAUAAUUAGACACUGGCAUUCUCAGAAAAGAUUUCGAAAAUCUAGAAAAGGGAGAGAUCAAAGGCAGGAAUAUAGGAUAUGAUAUGAAUUGGCUUGCAUAUACAACUUCAGCUGGGAAUGCCACUUAAAAAGGGGACAGCCAGGGGCCCCUGGGUGGCUCAGUGGUUAAGCGUCCAACUUGGGCUCAGAUCAUGAUCUCACGGUUCGUGGAUUCGAUCCCCGCUUCAGGCUCUGUGCUGACAGCUCAGAGCCUGGAGCCUGGUUCGGAUUCUGUGUCUCCCUCUCUCUCUCUAUCCCUCCCCCACCUGCACACUAUUUCUCUCUCUCUCUCCCUCAAAAAAUAAAUAAACAUUUAAAAAAUCUUAAAACAGUGGGGGGCAGCCAAAACAGAUACCAUGUAGGGCUGCAGUUUGGUCCCUGCCUCUGCUUUCAAAUAAAAUAGGUAGAACGAAUCUGACAUUUUAUGAAUAUCCUCAGAUCCAGGGGACUGAAAAUUAUGACUCUUCUACUAUACUCCAAACUACAGUUGAAAACAUGACUUUCCUGCUACAUUUAAUGGUAAGACAUUACCUUGCUUUCUUGUGGGCAUUCCUAAGGAUCAGUAAUUUAAACAAAAUAAAAUACAAUAAUGCGUUUAGUGGAUGUUGAAAAACAGAAAGCUAUUCUGCUCUAGAGAAAGACCUCAGAAUCUGCUUGAAGACCUCAGAAUCAAUUUGAAGACAGGCAGGAUCAAAUUAUUUUAAAAAAAGAAUUGUUUGCAUAUAUUAAAAUGUUUUCCCUGUAUCCUACAACAACUGUAUUAUUUAAAAAAUCAAAAUGCGUUUUCCUAAAAAAUGUCUGCACUCCUUAUAAAAGUUAACUUGCCCAAUAAAUAACCUCAAGAAGUUUCCUUGAAAAUUUGCCUUCUUGCCUUCCCUACCCCCACUAUUUGAAAACCAAAUUUUAUUUCCUUUCUAUUUCCAAGAAAGUUAUAAAUAAACCAAUUUUCUCCGAAUAUGGGACUCUAGGCCAUGCUGACCUCCACAGUAAUUUGAGCUCCACCACUCACCAGUAACAAUGUGCAGGCUGUUUCAUUUCAUCUGUGAAAUGGGGAUAAUAAUGACUACCAUGUAGGACUACUGUGAGCAUUAACUCAGAGAAUAUCUGUGAAGCUCCCAGCCCUGUGUGUCUCGUGAGACAGGCGCUCACAUUGUUAGUUCCUUUCUGGUUCCCCAUUAGUCUCCCUUCUUCUUUUUUUUUUUUUUAAAUGUUUAUUUAUUUUUGAAAGAGAGAGAGAGAGAGAGAGAGAGAGAGAGAGAGAGACAGAGUGUGAGCGGGGGAGGGGCAGAGAGAGAGAGGGAGACACAGAAUCUGAAGCAGGUUCCAGGCUCUAAGCUGUCAGCAUGGACCCUGACUGGGGGCUCCCAGCACCGCGAGAUCAAGACCAGAGUCAAAGUCUGACACUUAACAACCUAGCCACCUAGGCGCCCCUAGUCUCCCUUCUUGGUUCUCCCCUCCCUACAACCAGCUAGUCUCUAAAUAAUGCAUAUGUAAUUGUUAGAACACCAGCACGAAUGCCCAGAAGUGUUUGUUACUGAAUUAACUCAGCAGUGAAUCUGGCAUUGCACCCCAACCUUUCCCCUUCCUCAAUCCCUUUGGGCAACCCCUCCCUCAAAUACCUGAGCUACACCCUGACCCCAGGUGAACUGUGAAACUGGCUAUCACAUGAGCAUUUUCUCUCAGGGUUUCAAGCUGGUCUGGUUCUGCCUCAAAGACCAGAGGAGCUCAUGUGCUCAUGUUGCUCACAAUUAACUGACUCUGGACAUGUGGUCACUGCCAUCAAGACCCGCCCCAAGGAGAACAGCAGUUCAAUGAAAUCUUAAACUCUAUUUAUAGACCACUUGAAACAAACACUUUCCUGUGAAGCCUAAGGAAUCCUUCUUGAGAACAGGAAAGUAAUUCACUCGUCCCAGUACUAACAGGCAACUGAAGGGAGGAAAAUGCAGCAAGUCUGUGCUUUUCCAGUGUUCUACAAUUUACAAAGCAUUUGCUUUUGCUUGUUCUCCCAUUUCACCCUGACACCAUCCCAGGAGGCAGACAAAGCAGACACUAGUAAAAAAAAACAAAACCCAUUUUAUAGAUUACAAAACUGAUGCCUGGGAGGUUCAGGGAGUUGCUUACAUUCAUAUGGCUGGUGAAUGGUGGUGGUUAGAGAAAGAGGGGAGAGGAAAGUGGUAAAGGGAGAACUGUUUUCUGUUCACGCAAUCAACCUAAACUUCAGUAAGUAAUUAUUUACCAAUAAGAAAAAAUACACAGGCAAGAUAAUUGUUUCAAAAUGUACCUGCAAGCUUAAAAAAUUGUUCCUUCUCCACUUCUAAUAGGAAAACCAAAAUAUGAGAAAUAAACACUCAGGGAGAUUCUCCAGGGAAACAUUUAUAAACAUGUUUGUAUCUGUCUAUAACAUAUACAUACAGAACAUACAUACAUAAAAUACAUACCUGUAUUUUAGGAAGAAAUUCCUUCUUGAAACCUCUCCAGAUUAAAAUGUGCCUAUGUCAAGACUAAUCUUGAAAAAGAUGAUAGGAAUUUUUACGAGAAAUUUUCAUUGAUUCUGCCAAUCAGCUCUGAAUAUACACAUCUUUACCAUCUUUUUAGUGUGGGAGGGUGUUUGCAUAAGUCCAGUAUGUGCAUAAAAAGCAAGACUUCACUAAUAUUAAUUAGUUUAUGGACCAGAAAUGAGUUUGCUCUAUACAGUUAUUUUAUUUUGAUUUUAGCAAAUAAUUUUUAAGCUUUGUUACCUGGAAAGGGUAUACAAAAACUUUUUGUCUUGAGAAGUACGUCUGGAUAAUUUAGAAUAGCUACACUAAAAUCUGUGUGUGUGUGUGUGUGUGUGUGUGUGUGUGUGUGUGUGGAGAGACAGAGACAGAGACAGAGACAGAGACAGAGAUUGAGGGAGUGAGAGAGAUUAUGGCUUAAAGAGUACCGCUGGGUUAGCAAAUUGGCUCAGUGCCACUGGGGGAUUUUCAGAUUUACCAAUUCUCUGCCUAUUGUUGCAGCUCUGAUUUAUGGACUUUGGAAUCUCUUGAAAGGCAAAGCGUCUGGAGGUUAGGGUCUUUCCUUGCCAGUCCCUCCAUUUCCCCUAUACUGUUUUUGCCCAUGUUCACCUUGUGGCGACCUUGCAGGACUCAGCGUUUUUACCUGAGCUCAGUAGCUGGGGAGCCCACUAGUGCUGGGGAGAGGGCAGUGGUUUCCAUUCCUGGGUGAUGGAGUCAUGGGAGAAACUGCAGCGAACCAACGGAGAGUAGGACCGGAGCCGGGCUCCAAUGUGUUUUAAGCGGCUCAGGACAGAGCAGCUGUUCUGGUCUCCCAGCCUGCAAGUGCUGCCUGCAUUUGUCACUGACCACUGAAGUGUGUGUUUGUGCAAGGAGGCGAUCGAGAUCGGAUGACAGCAAACCAUGAGAGCUACCUCCUUAUGGCGAGCACCCAGAAUGAUAUGGAAGACUGGGUUAAGUCCAUCCGUCGAGUCAUAUGGGGACCUUUUGGUGGAGGCAUUUUUGGACAGAAACUUGAAGACACUGUCCGUUAUGAGAAGAGAUAUGGGAACCGUCUGGCUCCAAUGUUGGUGGAGCAGUGUGUGGACUUUAUCCGACAAAGGGGGCUGAAGGAAGAGGGUCUGUUCCGACUGCCAGGCCAGGCUAACCUCGUUAAGGAGCUCCAGGAUGCCUUUGACUGUGGAGAGAAGCCAUCAUUUGACAGCAACACAGAUGUACACACAGUGGCAUCACUUCUUAAACUGUAUCUCCGAGAACUUCCAGAACCAGUUAUUCCUUAUGCAAAGUAUGAAGAUUUUUUGUCCUGUGCCAAACUGCUCAGUAAGGAAGAGGAAGCUGGCAUUAAGGAAUUAGCAAAGCAGGUGAAGAGUUUGCCUGUGGUCAAUUACAACCUCCUGAAGUAUAUUUGCAGGUUCUUGGAUGAAGUGCAAUCCUAUUCUGGAGUUAACAAAAUGAGUGUGCAGAACUUGGCCACUGUCUUUGGCCCUAAUAUCCUGCGCCCUAAAGUGGAAGAUCCUUUGACCAUCAUGGAGGGCACGGUGGUGGUCCAGCAGUUGAUGUCAAUGAUGAUUAGCAAACAUGAUCGCCUCUUCCCCAAAGAUGCAGAACUGCAAAGCAAACCCCAAGAUGGCAUGAGCAAUAACAACAAUGAAAUUCAGAAGAAAGCCACCAUGGGCCAGCUACAGAAUAAGGAGAACAAUAAUACCAAGGACAGUCCUGGUAGGCGGUGCUCUUGGGACAAGUCCGAGUCUCCCCAGAGAAGUGGUGUGGAUAAUGGAUCCCCCACAGCUCUACCAGGUAGUAAAACCAACAGCCCAAGGAACAGCGUUCACAAGCUGGACGUCUCUAGAAGCCCCCCUCUUAUGGUCAAAAAGAAUCCUGCCUUCAAUAAGGGCAGUGGGAUAGUCACCAAUGGGUCCUUCAGCAGCAGUAAUGCCGAAGGCCUGGAGAAAACCCAAACCACUCCCAAUGGGAGCUUACAGGCCAGAAGGACCUCUUCACUGAAGGGGUCUGGUACCAAAAUGGGCACCCACAGUGUACAGAAUGGAACGGUGAGAAUGGGCAUUUUGAACCCCGACAUGCUUGGGAACCCCGUGAACGGUCGCAGCAUGAGCUGGCUGCCCAAUGGCUACGUGACCCUGAGGGAUAACAAGCAGAAAGAACAAGCAGGGGAGUCAGGCCAGCACAACAGACUCUCCACCUAUGAUAACGUCCAUCAGCAGUUCUCCAUGAUGAACCUUGAUGACAAGCAGAGUGUCGACAGCGCCACCUGGUCCACUUCCUCCUGUGAAAUCUCCCUCCCGGAGAAUUCCAACUCCUGUCGCUCUUCCACCACCACCUGCCCAGAGCAAGACUUUUACGGGAGUAAUUUUGAGGACCCUGUUUUGGAUGGGCCCCCACAGGAUGACCUCUCCCACCCUGGGGACUAUGAAAACAAAAGUGACCGGAGGAGUGUGGGAGGUCGAAGCAGUCGUGCCACCAGCAGCAGCGACAACAGUGAGACGUUUGUGGGCAACAACACCAGCAACCACAGUGCCCUGCACAGUUUAGUGUCCAGCCUGAAACAGGAGAUGACCAAACAGAAGAUAGAGUAUGAGUCCAGGAUAAAGAGCUUAGAACAGCGAAACUUGACUUUGGAAACAGAAAUGAUGAGCCUCCAUGAUGAACUGGAUCAAGAAAGGAAAAAGUUCACAAUGAUAGAAAUCAAAAUGCGAAAUGCAGAGCGAGCAAAAGAAGAUGCAGAGAAAAGAAACGACAUGCUUCAGAAAGAAAUGGAGCAGUUUUUUUCCACUUUUGGGGAGCUGACAGUGGAACCCAGGAGAACCGAGAGAGGAAACACAAUAUGGAUCCAGUGAGCCCACUUUUUCCCGCUGUCUCCAAUGGAUCUGGGAAGGGCUCUGCGGUUCUGGUGGGAACAUUCUACGGGAUCAGGUGGCUGGUUCCUUGCUGUACAGUGCUCUAACUGGUGAAGGAAUAUCAUUUCCAGACAUUACCCAUCCAUAUCUGCAAUGUGUACCAAAGUUCUAUCAUGCCCCAUAAUGCUACUGUCAAGUGUUACAACUGGAUUUGUGUAUAGAGAGUAGUUUUUAAAAAGUAAACUAAAAAUGAGAAGCAUAUCUCAAGAAUUAUUUUAUUGCAAGUCUUGUAUUUAAAAUGUUAAAUCAAUAUGUCGUUGCAAUUUAGCUUGCUUUCAAGCUUCACCCCUUGCACUUAACAUAAGCUAUUUUUGGCAUUGUGUUCUCAUCAGCUUAUUUUAUAGAUCAAUAUUUUUAUUUCCCCUCUUGCUGAGGAAAUGAAGAUGAGCAGAUAUAUAAAUAUAUAUAAAUAUAUAUCAGAUGAGUUAUUAAAAUCAAAAGAAUACUUUGUGGCUGUGCUGUUUGUGCCAAUAGACCUCGCCAUGACCAAAAAGAGAAAUGUAAUGGUUUUAUAAAAUACAAUAGAAUCACCAGAAACCUUUGAUUUGCUCUUGAAAUUCUUCCCUUGACACUGCUCAGUUUUCUUUUGAGGUAUCCUGACACAGAAAAUUUUGGAUUUUGUAAAAUAGUCCCCUUCUCAAGGCCUAUUGUCUACCUGGCCAGUUCCACAGAUGCAUGUCUCUUGUGCAGCCUGCAUUUUUAGGGGGGGGAAAUGGUACAAGCACUUAAUGAGUCAUGUCAUGAAUUACUCUGACUUUCUGGACCGAGUCUCUGUAACUGCUAGAUGGUUUCCAAAAAAACUCUUCCCACUGUUUGGAGAUUGGGAAACAAUGCUUGCUGCACUGUGCCACAGGAACAUUUCUUGUCCACUCAGACUUUUCCUUCAUCCUCCAGAAAGCACUUUGCAAUGCAGGCAGUGUGAUGGUGUGACCGUGACCUCUCAGUUAAGAGUAUGUGCCAUAUAGCGACACUUUUCUCUAGCUCAGGCCCACUGUUCUGUUGUCACCUGGGAUCCUGUCCACAGGACUGCUGGCAGGGGCAGUGCCACAAGAGCAGGGUAUGGAGUGGGUAGACCCGAAGGAGAAAGAGACACAUUUGGAAGAAGCAAACUAUUUUGUUUCUAAUUUUUACAAUAUUGUUCUUCCCUCUUGAAAACAUAUUUGUUCACAAGAAUCUUAAGACGUGGAUGCUUAAAGGUCCAGUUCAGACAAAUUUAUGAACAUCAGUAAUGGUGACCUUCUAGAGAAGCCCAGCGCUCUCUGGACCUAGAGUUUGGGGAGAACAACUCUUCACAUUCCAAUAAGGCAAUGAUUUUGAGAAGUCAGGCAAAUAAAUAUCUCUCACACUGGAACAAAAAGUCACAAAAGGCAUCAUUGCAAAUAAAGACUGCUUGAGUUUAUAGGAUUGAGUUGUUAGAAGGUUCUAUGUCUGUAUGUACUUAUUUUCAAAUGGGGAGUAGUCUUUACACCGUCUAUCCUUGUCACCAUCCACCUUCCACCAACACACUUAUGUGGGCCCUCGGUUUUAACCUCUCUCUGUAUAAUGAUACCUUCUUUACCUUUAGUUUCCUGUUCUCCUUCCAAUUCUUUAUUUAACCAGAUUUUUCCACCUGUAUGUUCUGUAAGAAAGUCAAAUUCGCAAUGUACAAUGUUGAUCUCAAUCAGUCUCUCUAUACACAUUUCAUCUCUUCCCGGUCCCUGUCCUAGUGAAUGGAAACCUUGGACUCAUCCAGUGAGUCAAAAGAUGCAAUAGUAAAAAUCAAAAGAUCAUGUAGUCAAAUCGCCUGCAUUCAAGUUUCUAUAAUUUGCUAGCUGAUACUGAGACUUCUAGGUGUUACUUUUUUCCAUAUAGACUGGGAAUAAUAAAGAUACUCCUCUCAUGGACUUAUUAUGUGGUUUCAAAGAUGUAGAUUGUUAAAGCUAAGCACAGCACCUCGUGGACAGAAAGGAUGCCAUGAAUGUUAAUUCUUAUUGUUCUCUCUCCUCUUCUUCACCCUUAAAUUCACUCACCAAGUACUAUCUAUUCCGCUCAUCCUUACCUUUUAAAUCUACUCUCUUUGACCAGUUCCUCCUCAUCUCUGGUGAAAGCAUCUCCCCUUUUGCAGGCUGUCCCCUCUAGGCCACCCAUCUGACUCUGUCAUAGCUUUGCUACUAUCAUGUAAAGACUCUCACUUGCCCACAGGAUACGCCCUUCACAUGGUGCGUAAAGUUGUGACCUGCAGUUUUAUUUUCCUUUCUUCCCACAUCCCCAACCCCCGCCAUGCCAUUUCAUGCCUCUGGAACUUUCUACCAUCUUUUACCACAUCCAUCUUGACUACCUUCCUUCUACCUGGCACGAUCUUUUUUCUUUUUUUUCUUUUUUUAAAGAGAGCCAAAUCAAAUGUCAGAUCCCCUUCUAGGAUCUCAACGCCAAAUUAUCUGACACUCCCACUUUGUGUAUAUCUCUUUCAGUCUUGUCCAUGUCUGAUUAUUAUCUUCACCAAAUAAGAAACGUUUUAGGAAGCAGCAUGCUGGAAUGGAAAUAGCAGGAAAUGGAGAGCCAAACAGACCUAGAUAUGCAUCUCAACAUUCCUUAGGCAAGAUGCACAGCAAUGACAAAUUACUGAACCUUUCUGAGCCUCAGUUUUUUCAUCUGUAAAGUGGAGAUAACUUCUACAAAGUAGGGAUGUUGUAGUACUUAAAAGUGAUAUGUAAUGUGACUGUCUGAGUGCCUGCCACUUAGUUCUAUUAAUAGCUCUAUUAAUAAACGGAGCCUCCUAACCUAAGAGAGUAGAAUUUUAUCUUAUUGUUCUUAAAUCCCUCUGUCUCUACCCUUUAUGCCAUAGAGUACCAGCAUAGAGAAUUUUCUGGCCUUUGGUCUAUGAGGGGUGCUGUUAUUAAUUUUAAUUAUUGAUCUCAGUGAUGAUGACCUUCAAUCAAUGGAUGCUAUGAGUAGCUUGUCCAUCUGAAUUUCCAUUAGCUCUUCUAUUCGGCUAAAUGCCUAGAAAGUAUUAAAUGCAAAUUGACAUAAAAAUGAAUUGGAAAUAAGUAGGUAGUAUAAAGAGUUCAUUUGCUACAUCCUGUAUAGACUUCUUUAAAACUGUUUAGGUAACUAUAAUGAUUCUUCAAUUAUGAGCUCAGGAGAAAGGAUUUGCUUCCAAGUGUUGAGUCUACAAUGUUGGCUUCAGUAGCCAAACCAUAUGGCUGGGUGUCCUUCAGAGAACAUUUAAAAUAGAAUUGUGUGUGAUAGUAGGCCAACUGAAGUCUACACUUUUAUGUAGCUUCUAUGUGUAAUUUUACGAUGAAAUGACUAAAAACUUCAAGGGAAACUUAAUAAGGUCACUCCUAUUUAUUUUUGUUUCCUAAAAAGCUGUGCCUUCCUUUACAAAAUGAGGUCAUUUCCAGGUAAGAUACUUUAAAUUGUUGAUAUAAUUAUCUCACCUUGGAAACUGAGGAUAAUUUAAAGAUGGUGCUGCUGGCCACAGACCCCGGUGUUUCUCACAUUGGGGAGCUGCAUCCUGCUUGGAGUCGCAUCACAGAAAAUGAUACC